Messenger RNA from Solanum verrucosum, 2202 nucleotides. RefSeq names its product proline-rich receptor-like protein kinase PERK1. NCBI's taxonomy places the organism in Eukaryota, Viridiplantae, Streptophyta, Magnoliopsida, Solanales, Solanaceae. Bases 14 to 1945 code for a protein of 643 amino acids. The record is from RefSeq and is a predicted model, not a curated record. The transcript has 8 exons. Gene Ontology annotation, molecular function: ATP binding; protein kinase activity. Gene Ontology annotation, biological process: protein phosphorylation.
AUUUGUUAAAAAUAUGGAUUCAUCUCCUGGAACUGCUUCCUCCAAUGAUACUGAUUCUAAAGAAAGCCCUUCUUCAAAUGGAACUCCGCCUUCAUCUUCAGAUUCAAAAAAUGAUUCUCCUUCGUCUUCGUCUUCGUCUCCACCACCAAAAAAUGAAUCUCCACCUUCAUCACCACCACCACAAUCUCCUCCUCCAUCUCCUAAUGCAUCACCACCUCCAAAAAAUGAUUCUCCUCCGCCUGCUUCACCACCACCAUCCUCUUCUGAAUCUAAUUCAUCACCAUCAAAAGAUAAUAAUAAUAUUAAUAAUAAUAACGAUCAAUCCCCAAAUCCUUCUUCUAAUACACCUUCACAAUCACCACCACCAUCAUCCACGUAUAAUACUCCAUCAACCCCAAAUAGUCCUAAAAAUCCUCCAUCAUUUCUAUUAUUUUCUCCACCACCGCCUGUUUCUUCACGUGAAUUGCCUGCACCUCCUCAUGCACAUUUGUCUCCUCCUCCACGCUCAGGAUCUAAUCAACCAUCACCUGCAAACGAUGAUUCCUCAAGUACUGUUGGUAUAGUAGCUGGAAUUGCUGUCGGAGGCAUAGUCAUAAUUGCAUUAAUCAUUCUAUGUGUAUGGUGUAGUAAAAGGAAGAAGAAACAGAGAUACUAUAUGGCUCCUGGACCUAAAGGUGGUGAUCCAUACUACAAUAACAACAAUCAAUGGAAUAGACGUCAGUCGAUGGAUCAUGUAAUGAAGGUACCACAAAGUGAAAUGGGGACUCAGAGUGGUUGGGCUGGAGCUACUCCACAUCAGCAGGGAGCUAGUUCAAGCGGCGAAUUUGGCUCAGGUUAUUCAGGCCAAGCAGUGCCAUUGCCUUCUCAAUCACCUAACAUGGGACUUGGUGGUUUCUCCCAGAGUCAAUUCAGUUAUGAGGAGCUAGCUAAGGCCACAGAUGGAUUUUCUCAGACCAAUCUGUUAGGACAAGGUGGUUUCGGAUACGUGCAUAAAGGUGUUUUGAAUGAUGGAAGAGUGGUUGCCAUCAAGAGUUUGAAAGCAGGAAGUGGACAAGGAGAACGAGAAUUUCAAGCUGAGGUUGAGAUCAUUAGCAGAGUUCAUCAUCGUCAUCUUGUGUCCCUCGUUGGAUAUUGCAUUGCUAAUGGACAACGCAUGUUGGUCUAUGAAUAUGUUGACAACAAAACCUUGGAGUUUCACCUUCAUGGAAAAGGUCAACCUGUCAUGGAUUGGGAGACCAGACUUAAAAUUGCUUUGGGAUCAGCUAAAGGACUUGCUUAUCUCCAUGAAGAUUGCCAAUAUAGAAUUAUCCACCGUGACAUCAAGGCUGCAAAUAUUCUACUAGACCUCAAUUAUGAAGCCUUGGUGGCAGAUUUUGGAUUGGCUAAGCUUACUUCGGAUAACAACACUCAUGUAUCAACUCGUGUUAUGGGAACAUUCGGGUACUUAGCUCCUGAAUAUGCAUCAAGUGGCAAACUAACAGAGAAGUCAGAUGUGUUUUCAUAUGGAGUAAUGCUGUUGGAGCUCAUAACCGCAAAAAAACCUGUUGAUCCUAGCAAUAUGAUGGAGGAUAGUUUAGUAGAUUGGGCUAGGCCCCUUCUUACAAGAGCACUGGAAGAGGAAAAAUAUGAUGGAUUGGUAGACCCACGUCUUGAAGGGAACUUUGAUACAGAAGAGCUACAUCGCAUGAUAGGUUGUGCUGCUUCUAGCAUUCGCCACUCUGCUAAAAGACGUCCCAAAAUGAGUCAGAUUGUACGUGCAUUGGAAGGCAAUUCAUCGUUGGAGGACUUGAACGAUAAUCCAAAACCAAGCAAGGUUCCUAGCUUUGCCGCGUCAAAUGGGGCAUCCACUCAGAGCUAUGAUACUGGUAUGUAUAAUGCUGACAUGAUGAAGUUCAGGAAAAUGAUUAUGCCAACCCAAGAAUUCAGCAGCAGUCCAAGUGAGUAAUGAACCAACCCUUCUUCCUCCUCCUCAAGCAACGAUUCAACACGCGGGCAAGAGUAAAAAAAGAAUGCACCUAAAGCUUGAGAUAUUUUUUUUCAAAACAUAUUCUUGGCUGGAACUUAUAACAGAGAUUUGGGAUUACAAAAAAUUAAUGUUUAUGAUGAACAUUCACUACUCAUAUCUUGAUUUGAAUAACAAAGAUUAUAGGAUCAGAAUACAAUUAUACUUUUUUUUGUUUCAAUAUGUACAGCAAUUCACAU